AUGUUGGCGUCUAGGGUUUUGUCACGCGUCUCUCGGAGUGUGGGCCGACGGUCCUUGCUUCUUGUGUCUUCUUCGAAGGACCAACGGUUACCAAUAAUAUCCAAUCAGUUAAACUCUCUUGUUCAUGAGACUCCUAACAAGUUUGUUGCAAGCCAGGUGUCUCUUUUUCAUCACUCAGCACUCAGUUCAUCCCCGUUUCAUCGUUUUGGGUUCUCAUCUGCAUCGCCUGAACACAAAGAAAAGGAACAAGGGAGUGCUGCAGAAAAUAAUGGUGUCGAGUGCGGAGAUGCUAAAGCUUCUGAUAAUGUAGAGGAUACGGGAAGAACAGAAGUUAAUGAUCAAACAACAGAAUCAGAUUCGGAGAGUGAGAGUAAGAGUGAUCUAUCGAGGGAGGAUCUGGUCAAACUUUUGAGGGAGAGGGAGGAACUUCUGAAGGCAAAGCACAAAGAGACGGAGGAUAUGAAAGAUAAAGUUCUUCGUACUUAUGCAGAAAUGGAGAAUAUCAAGGAGAGAACAAGACGUGAAGCAGAGAAUUCGAAAAAAUUUGCCAUUCAGAAUUUUGCAAAGAGUCUACUGGAUGUUGCAGACAAUUUGGGAAGAGCUUCUUCAGUUGCCAAAGAAAGUUUCUCAAAGAUUGAUGCCUGUAAUGAUGCUACUGGGUCAGCAGCACUUCUAAAAUCGCUUCUUGAAGGUGUUGAAAUGACUGAGAAACAGUUGGGAGAGGUAUUAAAAAAGUUUGGAUUAGAGAAAUUUGAUCCUACAAAUGAGCCAUUUGAUCCACACCGGCAUAAUGCGGUGUUCCAAGUACCAGAUAAUUCUAAGCCGCCCGGGACAGUUGCUCACGUUCUAAAGAAUCGGGGAAACCUUUCGGCUGUCAUUCCAUCCACCCCAUUGCCUCCUCCUUCUACGUCUACUUUAUCUCAGCCAUCUCCCCAAUCUACCCUCACAGGGUCGAUUCCGAUUUCCAAUUGGGUGGAACUAGUACUAAUUGGGUGGAGUCGGUAUUGUGCGAUUCCUGUACCAGUUCCACCAGUUCAAGGAAUCUAA
This is a messenger RNA of Pistacia vera, 1047 nucleotides long. Its product is annotated as grpE protein homolog 1, mitochondrial-like. The transcript is spliced from 6 exons. Gene Ontology annotation, molecular function: protein-folding chaperone binding; adenyl-nucleotide exchange factor activity; protein homodimerization activity. The coding region runs from base 1 to 1047 and encodes 348 amino acids. The record is from RefSeq and is a predicted model, not a curated record. Gene Ontology annotation, biological process: protein import into mitochondrial matrix; protein folding. Gene Ontology annotation, cellular component: PAM complex, Tim23 associated import motor. Lineage: Eukaryota; Viridiplantae; Streptophyta; Magnoliopsida; Sapindales; Anacardiaceae.